AUGAAUACUCGACCACAAGGCUUAUUACCUAGUGACACUGAAAAUCCAAGCCCAAAGGGGAAAGAGCACUAUAAAGCUUUCACUCUUAGGAGUGGUAAACAAACUAGUGAACCAGUUAUCUAUUCUACUGUAGCAUCCCCAGAUAUUGGUGACAUAAACCCUGAUAGGAAGGUCGAUGCUGAAGAGCUUGUAGAUGUACCAGACAAAGAAGUACCGCCAACUGUCGUUCACAUGCCUUAUAUUCGACCCUCGAAAUUGUGGAUGCAACUAAAAGUAUCGCCUCAACCAAAUGUACUUUUAUCUAUACCUUUUCCACAAAGAUUCAAGAGGAAUGAAAAUUAUAAACAGUAUCAGCAGUUUUUGCAUACACUGGAACAACUGCAGAUCAACAUCCCUUUAGUGGAUGCUCCGGUACAAAUUUCUAAUUAUAGGAAAUUUAUGAAAGACCUCUUGUCCAAGAAGAAAAAACUCACUGAUGUUGAAACUAUUGCACUCACAGAAGGCUGUAGUACUGUCUUGAUAAAUAAGUUUCCCCCUAAAUUGAAAGAUCCUGGAAGCUUUACCAUUCCAUGUUUGAUUGGCAAAUAA
Molecule: messenger RNA, 588 nt
Organism: Gossypium arboreum
Lineage: Eukaryota; Viridiplantae; Streptophyta; Magnoliopsida; Malvales; Malvaceae
Exons: 1
Coding region: 1-588 (195 amino acids)
Source: RefSeq, a predicted model, not a curated record